AUGUCGGUUGAGUUUGCUACUAAUCCGUUUGGCAAGACCAAAAAUGAAACAUCAUUGCCCAACUACGGUACACCCGUGACCGCCAUCUCCUCCGUGCUGUUCAAUAACGUGGACUCUAUUUUUGCGUAUAAGUCCUUUUCUCAACCUGAUUUAUUACAUCAGGAUUUGAAGAGAUGGUCGGAAAAGAGCGGCGACGAGUCACGUGCUAAGACCUUCUUUCAAGAGCUAGACGUCAGAUCUGGUGCUGGUCUGACCCCCUUGGGGUUUUCUCAUGGAUUGAAGAAUACUGUAGCUAUAGUUGCCCCAGGGUUUGCGCUACCAUACUUCAUAAACUCCUUACAAAACGUCCCACAUGCUGGAAAGUUUCUUCUAAACGUUGGCGCGUUGAACUAUGACAACACCACCGGCUCUGUCACCAACGACUAUGUCACGGCGCUGGAUGCUGCUUCUAAGCUCAAGUAUGGUGUUGUAACUCCAAUUUCCACCAAAGAGGUGCAAAGUGUCGCUUUACUAGCAUUGGCGAUUGCCAGUUUUAGUAAUAGUUCGGGUGCUAUCAAUUUAUUUGACGGGUUAAACUACGCGAAGACCAUUGUCCCAUUGGUUGGAUCUGCUCCAGAAUCCUCCAUUUUGGCAAGGUUAUCCAAGGUCAUCGCACCAGGGGCUGCGUUUGACGAUGUCUUGGAUAAGUUUAACGAAUUGACCGGAUUGAGACUACAUAACUUCCAAUACUUUGGUGCUCAAGAUGCUGAAACCGUGUUCGUCACCUAUGGGUCCCUAGAAUCUGAAUUAUUCAAUUCUGUAAUCAGCGGUAAUGAUGCCAAAAUCGGGUUAAUCAACAUCAGAGUGCCAUUACCUUUCAAUGUGGCUAAAUUUGUCACCCACGUUCCAUCUACUACCAAAAAAAUAGUCGUCAUUGGCCAAACUUUGGACGGGUCUUCGCCUUCCUUCUUGAGAUCUCAGGUGUCAGCUGCCUUAUUCUAUCAUGGCCGCACAUCAAUCAAUGUUUCUGAGUACAUUUACCAACCAAACUUCAUUUGGUCUCCAAAUGCCGUUAAAUCAAUUGUUUCUUCAUUCAUCCCUAGCUUCGCUUUUGACACUAACUUGGUAUAUGGUGAAGGGUUUAUCUAUUGGGCUUCCGAUAAAAGUAUCAAUAUUGACGUAGCUUCCAGACUGGUGAAAACUUUGUCCCUGGAAGAUGAGAAAUAUGUGUCUCUAAGAACUAAAUUUGAUAACUUCGCGAAUGCUGGUACUUUCCAAGCCCAAUUCGUCACCUCUGAAGAACAAACCAUCACUUCGAAUAUCGACUCUACAAAAUUGGCGAUCGUGGAAAGUGCUAGCUUAUUAAAACAUUUGGAUGUAACCGCUACCGUCGUGGAACAAGGUGCUAUUGUAUUAGUGUCUCAAAAACCGACUAAAGAUUUAGAUCUGAAUUCUGUGGAAAGUUAUGUGAAGCAUCUGGAAAUUCCUCAGUCAUUUUUAAUCUCUAUUGCAAAGAAAAGCAUAAAAUUGUUUAUCAUUGAUGCUGAGAGCAUUAAUGAUGAAUCCAAAUUGUCCUUAUUUAUUCAGGCUGUGUUCUGGAAAUUAGCCUUCAAACUGGACGUCGCUGAAGCUACAAACCGCAUUUGGAAAGGAAUUGAUUCAAACGCCGAUAUUUCAGCAGCUUCCAUCUCUGAGUUUCUCACUCUGGCUUUCAAAGACUCCAUCAAAGAGGUUCCAUCAGAGGCGUACAUCAAUUUUUCCGAAAUUAUCAUUGAAAAGAAAGACGGUGAAGAAGAGCUCACUGCUUUGCCGAUCUUUGUCAAUGAAACAUCCUUUGUUCCAAACCAAAGUACCGUUGAAGAAAUUCCAUUACCGCAAGCCUCUGGAAUCUCUAACAUUGCCAAAAAAUUGUCCUUUCAAGAAGCAUAUGAGGUUGAAAAUCAAUUAAGACCUGAUUUACCUGUUAAAAACUUUGUCGUGAAAGUUAAAGAAAAUAGACGCGUAACACCAGAUGAUUAUGAUAGAUAUAUUUUCCACAUUGAAUUUGACAUCUCUGGUACUGGCAUGACUUAUGAUAUCGGUGAAGCACUUGGUAUUCAUGCUAGAAACAAUGAAGCUUUGGUUAAAAAGUUCUUACAAUCUUAUGGCCUAAAUGAAUUCGAUAUUGUCUUGGUGCCCAACAAGGACAAUCAUCACUUUUUGGAAACAAGAACAGUUUUACAAGCAUUCGUGGAAAAUUUGGAUGUUUUUGGGAGACCACCAAAGAGAUUUUACGAGUCGCUAAUUCCAUAUGCCACUAACGAGGAAGAAAAGAAGAAAUUGGAAGAUUUGGUCACUCCCGCUGGUGCGGUUGAUUUGAAGAGAUUUCAAGAUGUGGAGUACUACACAUAUGCUGAUAUCUUCGAAGCAUUCCCAUCUGUUCGUCCAUCUCUUGAAGAGCUUGUUACCAUUAUUGAACCAUUAAAGAGAAGAGAAUACUCUAUUGCCUCCUCUCAAAGAGUUCAUCCUAACGAAGUUCAUUUGCUGAUCGUCGUUGUCGACUGGAUAGAUAACAAGGGCAGAAAGAGAUACGGCCAAGCUUCUAAAUACAUCUCAGAUCUGGCUAUUGGUUCAGAACUGGUGGUUAGCGUUAAACCAUCUGUCAUGAAAUUACCUCCAUCACCAAAGCAACCAGUUAUAAUGAGUGGUUUGGGUACCGGCUUGGCACCAUUCAAGGCAAUCGUUGAGGAGAAAUUAUGGCAAAAGCAACAAGGUUACGAAAUUGGUGAAGUUUUCUUAUACUUAGGUUCAAGACACAAAAGGGAAGAAUACCUAUAUGGUGAAUUAUGGGAAGCUUACAAAGACGCUGGUAUCAUCACACAUAUCGGUGCUGCAUUUUCAAGAGAUCAACCUCAAAAGAUUUAUAUUCAAGAUCGUAUCAAAGAGAAUUUGGAUGAACUGAAAACUGCAAUUAUUGACAAUGAGGGUUCAUUUUACUUGUGUGGUCCCACUUGGCCAGUCCCAGAUAUUACUCAAGCUUUGCAAGAUAUUUUGGCCAAAGAUGCUAAAGAGAGAGGCGUUAAAGUUGAUUUGGAUGCCGCAAUUGAAGAGUUGAAGGAAGCUUCAAGAUACAUUCUAGAAGUCUACUAG
This is a messenger RNA of Saccharomyces kudriavzevii IFO 1802, 3108 nucleotides long. It is a transcript of the gene MET10, whose product is annotated as sulfite reductase subunit alpha. Lineage: Eukaryota; Fungi; Ascomycota; Saccharomycetes; Saccharomycetales; Saccharomycetaceae. The record is from RefSeq and is a predicted model, not a curated record. Gene Ontology annotation, cellular component: cytosol. Bases 1 to 3108 code for a protein of 1035 amino acids. Gene Ontology annotation, molecular function: flavin adenine dinucleotide binding; sulfite reductase (NADPH) activity; FMN binding. The transcript has a single exon.